CAGGAACUGAAGAGCAUAAAAUUGUUCAAACCCAGAUCUUUUUACAGAAAAUGGUGGGAGAUUUUGCCUAAACUUCGUUCUAUUACCAUUGCCCUUUAUCCCAAAUCGCGAAGGUAAUUGGUUUUUAGGUUCAUCUAGUAUGGAGGAUAAAACUUUAGACUCGUGUACGACCCUUGUUACUCGUGCUAAAGAAGGCGCCAAGUGAGCGACAAAAGCGAAAAUCCUAUCGGCUCAGGUUCGCUCCUCUUUCACGACUGUCCUCACGUGUAUUUCCCUUCGUUAUCCAAAGUAGUAGAGCUCAAGGCUUUUCGCUUUUUUCAAAUUCGCUCUCUAUGAUGGAACUGCCAGUUCCAUUUCACCAAUUUUGUCUAACCCUUCAUGGGUUCUCCAUUUCUCUACCUCUGUGCCUCUGAACUCUAUCAUCAACCUCUGUUCAUGGCUGUUCCUGAAGCUUGUUCGUGGCCUAACCAUCUUGUAUUGCACCGCCGCUUGCGUUUCUCUGGCCCUUGGCAACUAUGCGCCGACAAGUUUCUAUCGCUAUCUCCGUAUAUUUGCCGGCACAUGCCUGUUGAAAAGAUGAGAUUUCGUCUCUGCACAGGGCAGAAUCAUUAUGUUGGAGGGUCGCCUAUAAUGUCGACUCAAAAAGGAGUAUGUAAAGUAGUUUGGACUAUUGAAGCUGAUUUGGAAGCCGAUCAACUUCUUUACUUAACUGGGGACCCUAUCGCAUUAGGCUCGUGGGAACCAAAUAUGGCGAUACAAAUGUCUCAUGUGGAUCAUUCUAACUUAUGGAAGGCUGAAGUCAAGAUAGCUCGUGGCAUAAAUUUCAAGUACAAUUAUUUUAUCAAGGAAGAAUCAUUGCCUUCAUCUGUCAUCUGGAGAACUGGACCUGAGUUCUCUCUAUGCCUACCUCAAACUGUCGAACAUAAUAAACAAAUUGUGGUGAGGGAUUCAUGGAUGAGGUUUGCUAUUACACGCCCUUCAGUUUUCACAUGGGAUUCAUGGAUAGAGGAACUGCCAUCGAAAUCUUUUCCAGCAGAAGAUGAAUGUGUAUUUGAAGAAGAAUGUAUUGAGAAUGAUUCUAUUGAGCCCAACAUAAAUUUAAAUGGUACCGUGAUAUAUGAUAAAUUAUACUCUGAUCAUGAGGAACUGAUGGAUUCUACAAGUCAGAGCUCGGAAUCUCAUAGACAUCAACCUAUUGAGGAACCGUGGUUAAUUCAGCUACCCCUCUUUUUUGAUCCAUCUAAGAAUGUGUUGGAAUUGGGACCCGAUCUGCUGAAAGAAGAGACGACACUACUAGAAACUCGAGAUCACCUAUUGGAAGAUGCAGCGAAUCUGCUGCCUGCAGCUGGGGUUGAUACAACGUUGGACCCUUUUUCUACCGUCAUACUGAUUAAUUCAUCAAUAUGCACCAUGCAGCGGAUUGCUGUGUUGGAGGAAGGAAAAUUGGUAGAGCUGCUACUGGAACCGGUUAAAAGCAAUGUCCAGUGUGAUAGUGUGUAUUUAGGGGUUGUCUCAAAACUUGUUCCUCACAUGGGUGGUGCAUUUGUAAAUAUUGGAAACACUAGACCUUCUCUAAUGGACAUUAAGCAAAACAGAGAGCCUUUCAUCUUCCCUCCUUUUCGUCAAAGGAUAAAUAAACGAGUGGUCAAUGGCUCCAUACAAGGACAACUAACAUCACAAGAUGAAAGUAUAUUGACUAAUACAAAAACCGAUGGUGUUGAUGACCACGAGGACAAUGAAGUUGAGGAUGGCUUUGAUGUUUCAGAGGUUCUUAGAGAAAAUGUGAAUGGGAGCGUUGUAGAUGAUGACGGUGAUCUAGAUGCCGACUUUGAAGACUGCGUAGAUGAUAAGGUACAUCAAGACGGCAAUGCUAGCAACAGUUAUUCAGCUACUGCAAAUUAUUCCCAUGGUUCUCAAUCGUCUCUUCUCCAAGAUGAAAAGGAUUCUAAGCAGACAGUGACCGCUGAAAAUAAAUGGUUCCAAGUUCGGAAAGGCACCAAAAUAAUAGUGCAGGUUGUCAAAGAGGGGCUAGGGACUAAAGGUCCGACACUGACUGCUUACCCACAGCUAAGAAGCCGAUUUUGGAUAUUGUUAACUCGUUGUGGUAGAAUUGGCAUCUCCAAGAAAAUUUCUGGUGUCGAGCGUACGCGCUUAAGAGUUAUAGCUAAAACCUUGCAGCCUCAAGGUUUUGGUUUGACUGUAAGAACAGUUGCUGCUGGUCAUUCUUUAGAAGAAUUAAGAAAAGAUUUGGAGGGUCUGAUUUCAACAUGGAAAACUAUAACAGAACAUGCAAAAUUAGCUGCUCUAGCUGCAGAUGAAGGCGUUGAGGGAGCAGUUCCUGUAAUUCUCCAUAGGGCUAUGGGACAAACACUUUCAGUUGUUCAAGAUUAUUUUAAUGAGAAGGUUAAGAGGAUGGUAGUCGACUCUCCAAGGACGUAUCACGAGGUCACUAAUUACCUUCAGGAAAUUGCUCCAGAUCUAUGUGAUCGAGUCGAGUUAUUUAAGGAAAGAAUACCUCUUUUUGAUAAAUUCAAUAUUGAAGAGGAAAUCAAUAGUAUGCUCAGUAAAAGGGUUCCACUUGCUAAUGGAGGUUCUCUAAUAAUUGAACAAACUGAGGCUCUAGUUUCCAUUGAUGUGAAUGGAGGGCAUGGGGUGUUCGGUCAAGAGACUUCGCAGGAGAAAGCUAUUCUAGAGGUCAACCUUGCUGCUGCAAGACAGAUAGCAAGGGAAUUACGAUUGAGAGAUAUUGGUGGAAUAAUUGUUGUAGAUUUCAUUGACAUGGCAGACGAAUCAAAUAAGAGAUUAGUGUAUGAAGAAAUAAAGAAGGCGGUUGAGAGAGACAGGUCAAUGGUGAAAGUUUCUGAGUUAUCAAGGCAUGGACUCAUGGAAAUUACAAGGAAGAGGGUUCGGCCAAGUGUAACGUUUAUGAUCAGUGAACCGUGUGCUUGCUGUCAUGCUACUGGAAGAGUCGAAGCUUUGGAAACCUCGUUUUCAAAAAUCGAGCAGGAAAUUUGUCGACAGCUUGCAACAAUGAAGCAGAAAACAGAUCCCGAAAAUCCAAAAUCAUGGCCGAAGUUCAUUUUAAGGGUCGACCAUCACAUGUGUGACUACUUAACUUCGGGCAAAAGGACACGACUCGCAAUCUUGAGUAGUUCCUUGAAAGUUUGGAUCAUUUUGAAGGUUGCAAGAGGAUUCACAAGAGGUGCAUUUGAGGUGAAAUCUUUCACAGAUGAUAAGUUGAGUAGAAGUGAAAAUCAAGCGCCUAUCUCUUUGUUACAGCCAUUAGAGGGUAGAAAUAACAACUCUAGCAAAAAAGUCACCCUCUUUCCAGUUAAAAAGUGGAAAGGGACUGGAAGAUAAAAGGACGACGGGUUUUUUGCAGCUCGAAAUUUCAAAGCCAAGCUCACCGGCUCACAGGUCUUUUUACUUGUCAUUAUCGCUCAAAAACGUACAUUACAUAAAUUACUCAUCCUUGGUUAUGAGCUGAGAUGCCUUCAAAAGUGUGGCAAUGGCAUAUACAGAUGGUUGUAGUGCUAAUCUAGCAGUUUUGUUCUAGAGGUGAACUUUUAUGCUCUUUCUUGGCUGCUCUGCAACUGAUGUAGCUUCUGGAUUCAAUUUUGAACGCUAUCUAUUACUGAUAAUUGUGAUGAUUGGUCUAAAUUCUGAAGUAAAAAGUUCAUGGUUCAAAAUUUGCUCUCA
Cucurbita maxima (winter squash) is the source of this 3699-nucleotide messenger RNA. Its product is annotated as ribonuclease E/G-like protein, chloroplastic. Gene Ontology annotation, biological process: rRNA processing. Lineage: Eukaryota; Viridiplantae; Streptophyta; Magnoliopsida; Cucurbitales; Cucurbitaceae. Gene Ontology annotation, cellular component: cytoplasm. The record is from RefSeq and is a predicted model, not a curated record. The transcript has 14 exons. The coding region runs from base 379 to 3360 and encodes 993 amino acids. Gene Ontology annotation, molecular function: starch binding; RNA binding; RNA nuclease activity.